This is a messenger RNA of Drosophila montana, 990 nucleotides long. RefSeq lists its product as uncharacterized. The transcript has a single exon. The record is from RefSeq and is a predicted model, not a curated record. Lineage: Eukaryota; Metazoa; Arthropoda; Insecta; Diptera; Drosophilidae. The coding region runs from base 1 to 990 and encodes 329 amino acids.
AUGAGCCGUCGCUGUGUCGUCUGCGGCAUGGAAAUCGCUGAGGAUGUCAUUGAUCACGAAUGUCAUUAUCCCAAAAACAUAAAGGAGGCGCGCAUUUGGCAGCAGAGCAUGGCCGCCUUCGAAACAUCCGUGGAGAGUAUACUGAAAUGCUGCUGUGUCUGCAUUGAGCACAUACCACAAUUUGUGGAACGUACUCAAAAGCAGGCAGCACUCAUUAAGGACAAGUACGGGAAGGAGAUCCAUGAGACGCUGACACCAGGUCCUUGUCCGAGUCGUCCAUCGCUCCAUGUGCUACUCCUGCCGGGCGCCACGCUUCCACCUUACUGUGGCACGUGCAUCGAUCCUGAAAACGGAGAAGAUCAAGCCGAGGAGGAUGAAGAAAUCUAUGUACGAGAAUCAUGCUAUAAGGAUUGCGGUGCGAGUUUUCCCGACAUUGAUGAGACCCAAGUAACUGUGCUGCGCACACCCAUGCACAAUGACGAGGAGCUGAAGAAGCUGGAGAAAAGCAAUAAGGAAUGUGGGGACAUUGGCACUUUGCGCAACUGCACGGAUGUCUUACUGCUGGGCCGAAGUCAGAAUCAUCCCACCGAUAAGUGUCCAUGCAAAUGCGAGCAAUGUUCAAAGACAAAAUUCGCACCGGUCGAACUACCCGGUUGUCCAGAUCAAUCGCCUUGCAGUGCUGAAUGUGGUAGCCAGAUGCGUCAAGAGUUGAGCGCAAUAAUCAAACAGCAGCAAGAGCGCAUUUACGAACUGGAAAACUUGAUUUCCCGCCAAGACGACUGGUAUAUGAGCCUGCAGCAAAAAAUAUCUGACCUGUAUUCCGAUUUCGGAAGCCGGGAUAAAACGGUUAGUUUUGGGGUCAAUGUUGGUGACAGCGUGCAAGGGAAUGCCCAGCGGAGGCCAACAGAUGUACAGUCUGAACAGGCAAUUACUCCCAAAAGCCAAAAAUCGAGUAAAAAUAGUAUCUUGAAGCCGGAAUCGUCAAAGUGA